Molecule: messenger RNA, 2121 nt
Organism: Ceraceosorus guamensis
Lineage: Eukaryota; Fungi; Basidiomycota; Exobasidiomycetes; Ceraceosorales; Ceraceosoraceae
Exons: 2
Coding region: 282-2045 (587 amino acids)
Source: RefSeq, a predicted model, not a curated record
CAAGUUGAGCCGAAACCUUGAUUCGUGAUUCAAGAUUUUUGAUUGGCAAGACUAUGCACCUCAGGAUGGAACUUCCGUAUCACGUGACCUCAACGCACGGAGGCAGACCUUUGCGGGUGCUGCGUCGAAUCGCGACUUUUUUUACUGCAGAGAAGGACUCAACUUCUGAUCGGGUCGGGGGAGAUGCAUCUUCAUCCCUUUGACCUGUGACUACUCGCGAUUUUGACACCUCCUCGCCUCGCCUGUUCAAUUUCUGGCUUCUGGGGACAGUCACGCAAAAGAUGGUCUCGGCAGGGAAUAGCGGGUACCCUGCCCCGGGGUCAGGCCCGACAGCUUCUGCUUCCACCUCCACGUCAAGCCCACCAAUUAGCGCCGCUGUCAAACCGCCCGCGCCUCCUCGAGAAAUCCCGCCAACCUUGCGGCCCCUCCAGUAUCUCGGCAUUCCGCGCAGCGUUCUGACAUGGCAGCCUAAGCUGCCCUCUCGGAAUUGGCUGAUAUUCAUCGGCACCACUUCUACCUUGACUGCUCUCUAUGUGUACGAUCGAAGGGAAUGCAAGAGGAUUCGAGAGGAGUACAAGGACAAGGUCAGGCAUCUGGCAGAGCAGCCGCUCAAGCCCAAUCAGUUCACGCGCAAAGUGAAAGUGUACUGCGCCAAGAGUCCGGGAGACGACGACUACGACAAGAGCUUGAUGUUCUUCAAGAAAUUCGUCAAGCCAAUCUUGGUAGCAGCAGCGAUAGAUUGGGACACGACGAAUGGCACGCGCUACGGGGGACUAGGCAGAGCAGUGCGAGAAGACAUUUACGCUCGACGAAGACAGCUUCUCGGCUUGGAAGCAUGGGGCACUUCACCCUCAAGUCCCGGAGCCUCUUCCUCCGACCCUCCAUCCGAAGCACAGCUCACCGCAUCGUCACCAUUCGCUCUUUCAGCUCAAGAUCAACUGCAACGCGAGCUCGAAGGUGCGACAGUAAUCGUUGGCAGGCCCGCAUACAAAGAAUACAUGUGGGGCUUGAAAGAGGGCUGGACUACUUCUCUGCCCGCUGCUCGGUCGGAUCUUGACGAGCCAUUGGCCAAGAGGCUUGCAGAAGAUUCCGUGUUCGACGAGGUGGAGUAUCCGGAAGUUGCGCAGGCCAGAGAAAAGGCCGAAAGAUUGCGCAAUGCUUCGCCUCUGAGCAGAGAUGAUGAAGAGUGGCAGCAAGCGCUAGCAGAGGCGGAAGGUAGCGCGGCGGUUUCCGACACAGCCACUCAAGGCGGCUCGUCGAUUUCGGGCUCAUUUCUGUCGGAUGCUGAGAGGAACGCGGCUGCUGCGCUUGCCUCACUCGAAGGCGAAGGGGAUGGAGCAGGUGCACCUUUGCCCCCUCGGAGGCACGGAGGGGGGGCCACGGGCUCUAUACCUUUCACCAUGGGUCCCCGCUCCGUCGUCGAGGGCAUUUCAUCCCCAGCGGCAGAUGCACGUCUUGCACCUCCCGCGCAAAUCCCUGCUCAAGCGCCUCUCGUCUUUGUCGACUACAUCAAUCUUUACGGCUUCAGGUACGCACCUCGUCGCAUCUACGAGUUCUUCUACCAAAGGCAAAAGGUGCGACAAGGCGCCGAAGCGGGUCUGGCCAUUGCUCUCGGUGCGAUUGCCAAUGCGCGAGAGUUCGAAGGAGCUUCUUCAGUGCAAGCGUAUCGGCAGUCUCCUCCUCAGGGUGGAGAUUUGGACUGGGGCUUGAGGUCGGAAGAUUUUAUUCUACCUCGGUUCGAAAAGACCCCUACGGACGUGUCCAAGGCGCGAGAGAGCUACUACAAAGACCUACCUCGGCAAAUCAGGGAUACGAGGACGUUGGCAAGAGGCUUGAGAGAGCCUAGCGCGGUGGAGAAGAAUAAUCCGCCAAAGACGGAAAUGCAAUUGAGAGAGGAGCGAAUGAGAAGAGAGAGGGAGUGGGAAUGGACGGAGCAAGGGUAUGAGAUACUCAGAAAAGACAAUGGCGUCGCCUGGCACGAAGCUUUCAGAGGCUCGCUCAGGGUGUUUGAGUUGUCGCGGGAGGAGGCCAAGGAAGAGCUGUAGAUUUGCGCUGCUCUGAAGUUGCGACGUAAUGCCACAUCUCACCUAAAAACCAAGUUGCGGGCUGUUUAGCCGGGUU